GCGAUUGGAAAAGAUGCAGUGCAGUAGAGAUGUAAUUUUGGUAACCUUCCUCCUGGUGUUGCAUCAAACUUUGGUUUUCGGCUGUUUAAUUACAAACUGCCCCAGAGGCGGGAAAAGAGGUGGGAAGUUAGCUUUGGAAACCAACAUCAAGCAGUGUGUUUCAUGCGGACCCGGGCAAAGUGGGCAGUGUUUCGGGCCCCACAUAUGCUGCGGCCCUUUCGGGUGCCUGAUGGGCACUGCGGAGACGACGGUUUGUAAGCGCGACGGCUACUUCCACGAAUUAGAGCCUUGCAUUGCUGGCAGCAUGUCAUGCAGAAGAAACAUGGGGAGGUGUGCAACAGAUGGCUUGUGCUGUGAUCAAGAUUCGUGCCAUGUGGACAGACUGUGUGCGUCCGACGAAAAAAUCAGAGCAAGAGGUAAUAUCGAGCCCUUAGAGCUGUUCAAAUUAAUUAACUAUCAAGCGCCCGAAUACAAUUCGGAAUAAUCGAAAGGGGAAAAACGCACUGUACUUACAUUUAUUAUUAAUAACAAUAAAGCUCAAUGAAUUUUACCAAUCACUA
This is a messenger RNA of Photinus pyralis (common eastern firefly), 560 nucleotides long. It is a transcript of the gene IT, whose product is annotated as oxytocin-neurophysin 1-like. The record is from RefSeq and is a predicted model, not a curated record. The coding region runs from base 14 to 484 and encodes 156 amino acids. NCBI's taxonomy places the organism in Eukaryota, Metazoa, Arthropoda, Insecta, Coleoptera, Lampyridae. Gene Ontology annotation, cellular component: extracellular region; secretory granule. Gene Ontology annotation, molecular function: neurohypophyseal hormone activity. The transcript is spliced from 3 exons.